CGACUCCCUCUGACCUGAUUGGCUUGUUGCGUAUGGUUUGUCCCUUUGGAGAUGACCUCAUCAAUGAUGUCAUCUCGUUUGGUGGAAACGGUUAUGAUUAAUGUGGACGACUUUGCAGACAAUUUUUUAACCUGUGGCACGUGUUUCAGUGGUUAUAAUUCUAAUGAACGUGCUGCCAAAUUAUUACCUUGUUCACAUACAAUAUGCCGUUCAUGUUUAGAUCGAAUUGUCACAAAUGAAACUCAAUCAGAGACAUUUCGUUGUCCAAUUUGUCGAGAGAAUAUUGCUAUUCCAUCAGGUGGUGCAGCUUCAUUUCCUCCAGCUUUUAUAGUCAAUCAAUUAUUAGAUUUACUUGCUACUCAUCGUCGAGAUGUUGUACCUAAAUGUUGUAUACAUCCAUCACAAGAAUUAUUGUUUUGUGAAACUUGUGAUAUUGUAUUUUGCAGUGAAUGCCGUGGUCGUAAUCAUGCUGGUUCAAAUCAUUUAAAUGAUUUAUCAUGUUUACCACCAGUGAAUAAUGAAAAUCAAGAUACUACUACUACUACUACUAUUACUACACAAGUAGACAGUUCAUCGUCAAAUACUGGUCUAAAUCAUAAUGUGAUCACAUUCAAUGUUGCAUUAAAACGUUGUUCAGAAAUUAUGCUUUAUAAAAUGCAUUUAUGUACUCAAGAGUUGAAUUGUGCUCAAGAAGCUGUAACAAGUGAAUUAGAACGUUUAACAAGUAAUACAAGUUCAUGUGUUGAAUCUAUUAACUCACGUUUUUCUGAAAUAUUGGCAUUGGUUGAACAUCGUCAAGGCGAAUUAUUGGACAGUGUAAAACGACUUGGGGAAGAGAAACGACGUGCUUUAACCGAUCAACUUUCAUUAAUUGAAACAGAAAGAGAUUUAAUUCGUACAGAAUGUGAUCGUCUUAAGGGUGUUAUGGAUGUACGAAGUAUUACAAAAACAAUAACUUACUUAAAUGAUAAAUUAGAUUCGAUUAGUGGUUUGACUGAACCACGUGAGAAUGCCUUCCUUUGUUAUCAAGAUUGUGUUGGUCCAUACAAUCAGCAUAAUCAUAUGAAUAACAUGUGUUGUACAGCUUCAAAGCGUACUAUAUGUUCAUCAUCUCCAUCUGUUUCCUCAGGAAACUACUCUGGACCAUCAAUUACAAAUUACAAUGAAUCUGAUUCACAUUCCUCUCCAUCUCAUCGUAGUCAUCAUCAUCAUCAUCAUCAUCAGCAGCAGCAUCAUCAUCAUCAAAGAUUAAAUGGUGGUUCUUCUACAACUCUUCAAUCUUCUCCACAUCAAGUUAGUCUUCCUGAUAUUGCUCGUUGCCUUGCUGGUUUUGGUCGUCUAGUUAUUAGUACAACAUAUCCUGCAUUAUGUACUGCUCGUUUACCAAAUGAGAUGUUUACUCAUUUGAAUGCUAAAUGCACUAUUCAAGCAGUUGAUUAUCAUGGUCGUCCUCAAGUAAACAGUGGUACAGAUCCUAUUGAAGUUGCUUUUACUGAUCCACGAGGUUAUUUAGUUCCAACUGAUAUAUUAGACAUUGGAAAUGGUUGUUAUGAACUUAGCAUGAUUACACCAUUUUCUGGUCUUCAUAAAUUAUCUGUAAAAAUUCUCAACAGACCAAUUCGUGGUUCACCUUACAGUGUUCAUGUUAAACCAACACAAAAACGUAUUUGGUUUUUAAAAGAAGGUUUCGAUGGUCGAGGAUUGAUUCAACCAUUCGCUGUAGCCAUUGGACCUUAUCCUAUUCAUUCUUCUGAAGUUUCAUCAGAUACUUCACAAAAUGAUAGUUCAACUCCCGGUGAUUUUGUUUAUGUUUUGGAUACAGGGAAUAGUCGUUUGUUAGUACUUAAUCCUACAGAUGGUUCACUUCAUACUACUGUGUCUGGUGAACCAUUAUCUGGUCAAGCUGCAACUGGUAUGGUAUGGUCACCUCAAGGUUUAUGGAUUGUGAAUUGGCGUGCUAAACAACUGUUUCUUCUGGAUCCAGCUACGGAACAGGUACUUUCAUCCGUGUCAAGUCCUUUAUUCAAAGAACCAACUAGUAUUGCUAGAUGUCCUUUAACAAAUCGUUUAUUUAUUGCUGACAAUGGAGCUGGUUGUGUAUUUGUAUGUGAUCCGGUAACAGGUUCUGUGAAUAUGUUCAUUGAAACAAAUACCACAUCUAUUAUUAACACACAUAGUAGUAGUAAUACAAACACUCCAACUAGACAUAAUACUAUGAUGAUUCGAACUGAAACUAGUUCUCAUUUACCUCAACCUAAAGUUUGCAAAUUAAUCACAGGAUUAUGUGUAGCCGACUCUGGUGAAGUAAUUCUGUCUACAGGAACGUGUAUACGAAUAUUUUCAUCAGAUGGACAUUUCCUUUCUGAUUUAUUGCCUCCAAGUCAACCAGGUGAUGAUCAUUUCCGUACUCGUAUUUCAACUCUACCAUCAAGAGCUUCAUUGGAUACUUCGUAUUUUAAUGCAUUGAAUAAUCCAGAUUCAGAAAGUGUCAAUCCUGAUUCUUUAAGCUUAUCUGAAACUCGUCAUCCAAGUGGUCCAUCUAAGUCACGAAUUCCUUCAUCACGUGGCCAGUUCGGUGGUGUGUCAUUCAGCACUGUACCAACUGAAUCUCCUUCUUCUAAUAAUAAUAAUAAUCUAACUGAUAAACUAGGCAGAUGUAUCUUAGCAACUUAUUCCGAUAGACAACGUUCUGGUGUUGUCGUUUGGCCUGAAGCAUUAUGGACUUCCAGUUGUCGACAAUCUGUUCGCGAAGUGGAUGACAAUACUAAUAGUAGUAAUAAUGAUACAAUCUCGAAUACUACUACUGCUACUACUUCUACCACCUCUAAUGUCCCUAGUGGUAGUAGCAACACCACCCAUAACACCCGUUUCUCUAUAGUCGACUCAAACUUGCAAACGCAUACUUGUGCAAUUUUUUGUCCUUUAAAUCGUAAUCGAUACCUUUUCAAACCAUAUUUACUUGAAGUUGAUCCACCAUUUCGACGAUUGGCUGGUUUAGUUAGUUUGUCAAAUUGUCGAGAUGUGAUUGUUGUUGAUCAAGGUGCUCAAAAUAUUUCUAGAAUUCAUUAUGCUUAAAUUGAUUCAUUCAAUUGUUUCUGCUGUUCAUAUUUUUUUUGUGUGUUUUGCUCCGUUCUCUUUGAAAUCCUCUCUCACACACACACAGACACACACAUUAAUGCACGCACAAUAUGUGAUAUACAUACAUACAGACUUAUUUAUGAAUAUGCAUAUUAUUCCAACCCCCACCCUCACCAUCCUCCAAAAAACAAACAAACUUAUGUUUAUUUUACCACAAAAGAGCUGCCAUUCUGUCAGUACAUGAUGAGCUCGAUUGAAUGCUUCGUACAAUUGGAUAACGUGAACUCAUCGAUAAGAUCACAUCUAUGAAUACUAGUAGUACUAUUAUACUCAUGGAUAUUAUAUGCAUAUUCUUUAUAAGAAUAAAUGUUUAUUUUCCAAAAAAGACUCAAUCUAUUUUAUUUUUCUGUUGUUAUCAUUGUAGUUUUCAUUAGGUGUAAUUAUACAUAUACACACGCAUAGAUAGAUAGAUAUGUUUACGUCUAUGUAAUGUACAUUUAUGUUUAGGAGAACAGUUGUCUCUAUCUCUCUCUCCCUCCAUUUAUUCUAGUUUCAUGUUUUACUAUCCCACCCCGCCCCGCUCCCCUCUCCACACCUUAUACUUGUCAAUAAAAUUGUAAUUAUGUUAAUAUCUCUUCGUUAAACCACUGUAAUUCUCUCCUAUUUUCCGUAUAUUCAACGUACACAACUAUGAUUCAUUAUAUUUUGUAGUAAGUAGUAUGUUGUUGUUGUUGUUGAUUGUUUUUGAAUUUUUCUUUUAAUGUUCAUCUCUCUUCUUCUACUUUUCUUAAACUAACCAUUCACCUUCUUGGUGUUAUGAAGCAUCAUUAUCAGUCAACAUUUAAUGCGUUUUGCAUCAUCCUCUUCAACUGUACCAUUUUUUUUCUCGCCCUGUUUAUUCCUCCUGUUCAAAAAGUUAAUUUAUUUAUGAUUUUUUAUUUUGACAUCACAUCGUCAUACACAUUUUGUCAUUAUUUUGUUGUUCAACAAAUACAUAUUAGUAGUAGUAAUAGUAGUAGUAGUAGUACCGAAAGUGAUUUUUUUCGAUUC
Schistosoma turkestanicum is the source of this 4128-nucleotide messenger RNA. The record is from the annotation of a GenBank genome assembly. NCBI's taxonomy places the organism in Eukaryota, Metazoa, Platyhelminthes, Trematoda, Strigeidida, Schistosomatidae.